Messenger RNA from Colletotrichum godetiae, 2145 nucleotides. Its product is annotated as major facilitator superfamily transporter. Gene Ontology annotation, biological process: transmembrane transport. The transcript has 4 exons. Gene Ontology annotation, molecular function: transmembrane transporter activity. Gene Ontology annotation, cellular component: plasma membrane. The record is from RefSeq and is a predicted model, not a curated record. Lineage: Eukaryota; Fungi; Ascomycota; Sordariomycetes; Glomerellales; Glomerellaceae. Bases 149 to 1753 code for a protein of 534 amino acids.
ACUGUGGUUUUGGAGGUUGUUUUUGUCUUUCUAACGAUACCCCUAGCCUUUCCCAAUGUCCUAAUCACCUUCAAUUCCAAGCCACUUGAUCAUUUGAUUGCGCCACAACAACGAACCCUCACGAAGGACUACGAGUCUGCAACUCACAAUGGCAGACUCGGUGAAUGAGAAGGAGAAGAUUGGUGCACCAACACGACCUGAGGAGAACGGCAUCGGCAAGACGACACAGGAGGUCACACUUACCAAGGAUGGCUUCAGCGUACACCCCCAGCCCGUCGUGGGCGACGCCAUGGAUCCCCUCAACUGGUCCGCCUUCCAGAAGAAUACUAUCCUCGCCAUUGUGAUGGCAUUAUAUUUUAUGUUCACCUACAUCACCACAACAACGGUACCCUCCUUCCCCGAGCUACAGGAGCAAUAUUCCCUCACCCUCGAAAUGGUAAACUGGACCGUCGCCAUCCCAGCCCUGGGCCUCUCCAUUGGACCUUUGCUUUGGUCAUCCCCCGCAGACAUCAUCGGCCGCCGGCCCAUCUUCAUCGCAGGCACCAUCGUCGCCUUCGCCGCGACCAUUGGCGCCGCAAAAGCCCCUUCGUACGGGGGCUACAUGGCUGCUCGCCUCUUCCAAGGGCUUGGCGUCAGUCCCGCUGCGACUGUUGGCCUGGCCAUCAUCAACGACAUGUUCUUCGAGCACGAGCGCGGACAAAAGGUCGGCCUAUGGGUGUUGGCCAUCGACUUGGGCCUUCUUGCGGGUCCGCUGAUUGGGGGGUUCGUGGAUCUGAUUGACCACUACUGGAUUCAAUGGAUGACGGCCAUCUUCUUUGCCGUCAUCCUCGUCGCAGAGCUUGCGUUUCUGCCUGAGACGUUGUAUCCGAGGGACUACAUGCUUUCCAAGACCAAAGGUGUCGUGUCUGGUGCCACGAGCGGAGCCGUGGACGAGAAGGCUAUUGGUUCGAUGGCGGCGCCAGAGGCAAUGGAACUUGCGAGGACGAAGAAUUUGGGCUUCUUGAACCUGAAGCCUGUUCCGGCAAUGAAGCAUCCCAAGCCGUGGGCAUCGAUUGUGCGGUUCGGGAAGUUAUUCAAGUUCUCCGUGGUGCCCAUCGCGACAGGAGUGUACUGCUUCGGAUGGUACUGGUGGGUGUUGUCGGUCAUCACGAUGAUUCCCGUAGCCUACAUUGAUUACUCGCCGCAAGUACAGGGACUCUUCUUUAUCGGCUUAAUUGUCGGUACUUUGAUCUCGGAAAUUUUCUUCUCCGGGCAGCUGAGCGACUGGCUUGUGAUCAAGCUCGCGAAGAGCAACGGAGGCGUAAAGACUGCAGAGAUGCGUCUGUGGCUGGCAUAUCCCGCGGCUCUACUCACAUCCAUCGGUCUUAUCAUCUGGGGCGUUAGCAUCGACAAAGCGUACCACUGGAUGGUCGGACAAGUUGCCUUUGCUCUUUUCGGCGCAGGAAUCCAAAUGGGCAACACGGCCAUCUGCUCGUACAUUGUCGACGCGUACCCGCUCCAGAGCAUGGCAGUCAUUACCUUUUACGCGGUGCUGCUCAACCUUAGCGCCUUCAUCGAUCCCUUCUUCAUCGCACCUUGGGUCACAAACGUGGGUUACACCUGGACAUUUGCCGGACACGGCAUCAUUACAAUAUUCUUCUGCAUACCGGCGCUAGGUCUGUUGCACAAGUUUGGAGGUACACUUAGACAGAAGGCGGGAGAGCCGGACUGGGUUAACCCCGAGUACGAUCAUGAUAUUGUACAGGAAGCUUGAUUGUAGUCUACCUUUCCUGUCAUAGUUGAAAGGAUAGACUACGCGUACUCGUCACCAUUUUACCGCCGUUUUGCCCGUGAAGCAAGUAAGAAAAGCGAAAACGAGAGUGCGACGUUAGCUUUCUGAUCUCUACGGUACGCACGGCAAAGACUUUAACCGUUGAAUGAUGGACUCCGACAAGUUAAAGUAUAAACUAAUUCGGGGCGUUUGACUGAGUUGAACAUACUGCAAACUAAGUUUGUAACUUGUCUCCUGCAGCCCGGAAGCCUCCUUAGCAGUCAUGGGCCAGUGUAAGUUAUAUUCUUUUGGUCACAGAAGCUCUCUGGGAGACGUUUUGACCAAGUGGUAAUACUCAUUUGUCAUUUUCUCACUUGACGCUACAUCAAGACAAC